AGAUGCAGACACAAUAUCCAACCCAAGCCGUCCAUCUCGAAGUGCCUCCACAGUACCCACAGUUUCCUUCCAUGCCAUCAGCCCAUCUAGAAAGCCAUGGAGAAAGGAAAGUCUGUCCUCAGGAGGAAAGUGUGUAACAUGAUAUUCAUUUUGAAUACAGUCCUAUCUCCCGAUACAAUAUAAUAUUUUGACUAUACAGUUAGUUAGUCCUUAGCCUGUUCCAGGCGUUCGGAUAGUGAGGAGCGGUGCGAAGUAAAAAGGAGCGCGAAGGAGGAGAGGUGAGAGAGGGAACGCCUGUAAGAUUUGUUUUAAAUAAGGCAGGUACAAAAGUCGGACCGGAUCAACUCGGACCGCCAGUCCGGGUCGGAUCAACUCGGAUCGACUCGGACCAACUCGGAUCGAAUAAAAAAAAUAAAAGUAACGUAAUAUAUAGAUUUAGCCAGGGCUAAAAGCGAAGCUCCCGUUAAUAAAUUCAUAAUUUAAAUCGAACAUUAAACUUGUAAUCCACAGAUCAGGGCACAUUCAUGUGACUUUUGAGGCAAAGGCUAAGUGAGUUUAGAGAAAAAUAAUUUGACAGUCCAAGAGUGAAACAAAUUUUACAUCGAGUUAAUAGUCUUAAUUGCACACCCAAAAAUAGCAAUCAUGUUCAAUCACAGUAGAUUAGGCCUGGAAAGUGUAUUGUAUUUGCAUUAACUGUUGCAUCAUAAUGUGGCAUUCACCAGUCUGUCCAACACUACUCCGUUUGAGAGACUAAUAAUUGGACUACCCCGAAAUAUAAUACUAUGAAGGAACGGUGAAGCAGACUAUUUUUCCCGAAACUUUGCGUACACAUUAAGGACAACAACAACUUGCCACAUGGUAAGUCUCAUCGAUUUUUUUCCAUUUUCUAGCAAAUUUCCAGACCUAAACUUUGCCCCAUGUGUUCUCUAUAUUUAAGCAUGUUAUGAAAUCUGAACGUGACACUAACAGUGAGCCUGGGUUACCUUUGAUGAAAGCACGCCCUUCCUUUGCACAGCAAAUUAUAGCAUUGACCACAUUAUAAAACGUUUUCAUGAACAGAAUUCCAUAAUGCCGGGACUUUUCAGUUAGAAAAUUCUGGUCCUAUGUGAUAUGCAGGGUAAUAAUUAUGGGCUUUUAGUGAAAACGAUAAAAAAAUUCCCAAAAUCACUUUUUCGGCCAGCCGGACGGGUUCUCACUUUUGACAGGCACCAAAUUUGCAGUGCGAUUAAAAGAGUUACCAUUUACGCUUCAACAUGAUAGAGAAUUUGUUAUGUUUAGGUUUCAUUCCCUUUAUUUAUAAAACUGUUCAUGGUUUUGUCAUGUGUAAUCUUUAAAAGCGAGUGAUAAUUUAGCGCGGCGUCUUGAGUAUUCCUGCAUGCGAUGUUUAUGUUCGCCUCGAAACAACCGGUACAGCUAUAAAAAUUGCAAGAGGGACUACUAACAAUCAAUAAAAUAAAUGUAAUUCGGUGAAACAUGUACAGAGACAAUAAUUUUCAUUCACGAAGACAAGUAUUGAGAGUAAAGUGUCUCUGAAAAUCAAGAGUCAGGUAAGCAUAAGCUUAUUUAUGUUUUAAGCCGGCUUCCCGGUGCUUGCUCUUUUUCAAGAUGAACUCGAGGCAAGAAAAUCGUUCAGAGCUUUCUGUUUACAACCAAAAUCACAACUAAAUAUUCUUCGGAACCUUUUCUUUGAAUCUGCGGUCAAAAAAAUGUCUAAAGGCUUUUUAAACCUGAUACUAUUGUAGGUUAGUGCUCGUGUAUAAACAAUACGCUCGACUUCAGGAAACCGAAAAAAAAAACACAUCAAAGACAAUAAUUGCUCCGGCUUAUCGGUCGAGAUGCUGCUUCUGUAGGUCAUCAAGUGUUCCAGAAUCGCUUGAGACUUUUCAACCCUCUUACGCCUCAAGCAAGGGCAAGUGAGUAAGCUCAUUUUUGAAAACGAUGCCAUCCGAAAUCGGAUUUCCAAUGACUUUGACAAGCGGUGCAUUUGUCAACAAAAAGCACAAUAAACAAACCAGCCAUGAAUUACCGAACAAUCUUGGUAGCAGCUGUAUUUCAUUUUGUACAGCAAGUGGAAAAAGACAGUUUAAAACAUUACAAGAUGGCACAAAACUCUGUCAGCUUCAGCUAUCAGUAAGCAAGUUUCCAGACGCUGCAUAAAUUUUCCGAAUGAACUCACCUGUCAAAUUUUGACCAAUCAGAACAUAAAAAUUGGACGUAGAGCGUGAUCAACGCGGACAGUGAGAAAAGUCAAAAACGAUUGCCUUCCCUGCAUGUAAAGGCCGGUUGAAUUUUCGCGUCUGCGGUCAGUUCGAAAUCAAAAUUUUAAAAGUGCGGCUCAUGAACACGACUUAUUUCAUACCUGCAUUUUAAAAAAAUUGAACUUGAGCCUGCAAUCAUUUGAAAAGUAGCAACUUGUCAGCGGAUAACUUCAAAAAACACUCGAACUCAGUGGGUCGAUACCUGAGCCCGCGAUACGGUCAGGCGAUACUGGUCAGCAGAAACACUAUUUUGACAGCUGUCAAUUAAUCAAAACAUGGAUGUACAAUAUCAGGUUGCAGGCUCCCAAACUAGCUGGAAAGUGUGAGAUUAAACAUUGGUAUGCCUGUCGUGCGGACGGACGGGAGGUCGGGUGGUCGAUGUACGGUCACGUGAUUGCGAAUUUUCUCGGAUGGAUAAAUUUUCUAAGCUAUGGGUGACCUCAAUGGAUAGAAAAAUGAGCCCGCGAUACAGUCAGGUGAUGAUGGUCAGCUAUACUCUAGUUUGACAGCUGUCAAUUAACCUUCAUUAGAAUGGCGAAUAUUCGAAUUAACAGACUACUAGUGUGAGUAAGACAUAUCCGUCCGGCUUGUAGUGGAAAAUGCCAGAUCGUGUACCUGAGCGAACCUGAGCCCACGUUAUUAGUUUUCUGAUAGUGGUCUUCACAUAUCCCAUUUUGACAGCUGUCAACUGACCUUAAUUUAGCUUGCCAAUAUAACUUUAAACAACGGUCAGCCGACUGACAGCCCUGCCCGAGGUAGUUUCGUUUUUAUGUUGAAUUGGUAAGUGUGACAUAUUAUAUCAGCUUACAUGUAGCGGCAAAACGACUGGUCUUUGAUGUGAGCCCGCAAGAUGGUCAUGUGAUAAUUGUCAGCGGAUGUCUGAUUUUGACAGCUGUCAAUCUAAUCUUACUCAUACGGAUGGCUUACAAAACUGAAAGGCUAGUCAAGUUGUACAAGAUCUAUUGUGACAUUUGACAUCGGCUUGCAUGAAGUGUGUGUACGGGUGGGCGGGCGGGCGGGCGUACGCUACGUCAUAAGCAAAUUUUCUCGGAUGGAUAGUUUACCAAAUUUUGUUACCCAUGGUGCUCCGCUGCGCGCGCUUCGCGCGCGGGAGCUCCGCUAGAAUUGGACUCGGAUCAACUCGGAGCAAUCAAAAAAAUUAAAUUAAAUCAGCAAAACUGAAAGUUCAACCCAUUUGGAGGGUUAAAAAGGCCAGAUCAUCCUUUUUUUUCUCCAUGGCUUUCAGGCGCCAUUUUGUUUUACUAGUGCCAGUUCGUCUCUGAUCAUGUUAUAAACUCGUAGUUGUGGUUCGGAAGUAAAGAAAUGAUAGUUUUCAGUCGCCUAGCUAGAAUGUAUAUAUUUGCUUAUUUAUUAGACUACUGAAUUAUUUAUGAGACAAGCAUCAAAAGCCUGGUCUGUUGAUCGCAUUUAGAUAGUUACCGAAGAGUGUUUGUUUGUUUGUUCCUCUUUGGGUUUUUUUCUGCAGGACUUCUGAAACUUAAUUUUAAUGAUACACUAGUGAGCAGCACACAUACAUGUCCAGUGAACAUUUUCAACUUGGAAGGAGGAGAAACCAUGCUCGCCCGGGACAAAGGAAAUUUCCAUGCCCCAGGCAAGAAUCGAACUCGCGACCCUCCGGUUCAGUGAUUUGAACGUCCCAUAAACAUGUAGUAUUCGGAGGGUCGUGAGUUCAAUUCUCGCCCAGGGGACGAAAAUUUUCGUUGUCCCGGGCGAGCAUGAUUUCUCCUCCUUCCAAGUUGAAAAUGUUCACUGGAAGUGUAUGUGUGCUGCUCACUAGUGUAUCAUUAAAAAAAAUAAAAAUAAAAUUAAUUUCCGCAACCACGAGUUCGUGAGAAAAAAACAAAAUGGCGGGUGAAAGUUAAGUGAUACCGACUGAUUUUAUUUUUCUUUUUAUAAUCCGAGUUGUUUUUUUUUUUUUAUGAUCCGAGUUGAUCCGAGUCCAAUUUUAUUUUAUUUUUAUUUUUUUAUUUGAUCCGAGUUGGUCCGAGUCGAUCCGAGUUGAUCCGACCCGGACUGGCGGUCCGAGUUGAUCCGGUCCGACUUUUGUACCUGCCUUUUUAAAUAGACUCUUCCGCCCACUCAGACCGCAUCAGCUGUAGGUGGUCUUCACUUGUCAAUCAAGACUGGUGUUACAGCCCGAUACAUUUAUUGUUUUUCUUGCGAAUACGCUAAAUCGAAAUUUCUCAGAUCAAAAAUUAAAAUUUUGUAUACAUUAUCUUACUAAAAACCUAAUGUAAGACUUUCAGACAACAGAGAGCGGGAGAAGUAUUCAUGUACAAUGAGUUUAUUUACGGCUUUAAAACAUGAUUUCAGCGUGUAGGUGACAAAAAAAUAUCGCUCAUUUCGAUGGAAAUCCGUUUCAAUACAGAUCGUUAACUCAAGCAAUGAAAAUGCACAACAAUUGAAGAGAAAAUUUACUAUUCGGUGAUUGAGUGCACCUCGUCAAUAGCGAUAGCUGCAACUUGCUUCCAAGCUUUCCUUUUUGAAGUCCUUUUGUCCAUUCCUUAGACAACCACGAUUUGGGACUGCAGUGUACAAUUCCACAGCUUCCACUUUUAACGGCUUCAUUCACAUCUUCUCCCAUCAUUGCCGCCGAUACUCCGAUUUUGUUCAAAUGUUCCACUUAGUCUUUCAUGAUGGCAAUCAACGAAGCUACCACAACAAUCGUAAAUGGCAUUCUAUCCUGCCUUCAUUCCAACGCACGCUUUAUUGGAGGAAAAAGCUGGAAAAUAAGACCUUUUCCAAAGCCAGUGAAAUUGCGGAGACACUUAUCCUACCGACUACGUGUUUUAAACAGUUUCUUUGCUCUUCGCGUUUAGCCUCCACGUUUGGAAAGUCUCUCAGCGCUGUGUCUGAGAUUUUUAUUGUCCUGCUGUAAUUUGUAAUAAUUGUCAUAAUUUGCAAUAGCUGUCGUAAUUUGUAAUAAUAAGCAUUGUUUAUACUUUUCAAUCAAAAGGCUUGUUUUUUGAGUGGACUUUGAUCGUCAAGGGGACAGUACAAGGUUGAUCUGGAAGGACACAAUGAAGGAUUUCAGCUCUUUUUUAGGAUCAACCUGUUAAUUACCUUUUGGAAUGAAAAUUUUAAAUGAAAAACGAAGGUAAUCUGAGCGAGUGAUCUCAGACUCCUGCAAAGAGUUUCAAAUUUAGCGAAAGUUUACAAAAAUGAUCAGUCAUUCGGACCAUCUAUCAAGUUCUAGUAUGCCCUGCUGUGGUAUAAGACAGGUGAUGAAUAUAGAGAAUACUUCAUGGAAAGUGCUGGCGUACGGUAUUUACGCACGAGUUGUUGACGUAUCAGAAAUCGAACGAGUGAGCGCAGCGAACGAGUAAGAUUUCUGAUACGCCGCUACACACUUACCGCAAAAUGACAACGAAAACGAAGUAUCAGCUUUUUAGUAAAAACGUUUGUUAAAAACAUAAAUGACGGUAAGGAUAUGGGGUAAUCCAAGAACUAUAAGUUAUCUUAACUGUUUGUUCUCAAUCCACGAUUGAAAAUGAGUGAAUUUAAGUAAAAUGGCCGGUUUCAAUAUAAGCUUAAGCUUAAAUGAAAGGCAAAGUAGCUCCGACAAAAAGAACAACAAAAGCUUACGUCUUGUUCUGUUUUUCCCUUUCUGCUGUUGUUUCGCCGGCUCUCCACCGUUUUCUUUAUCGACAGUGAAACAAACAAAACUAUUCCACUCCAUUUCCGAAAUGUUUUUCACUUUUUCAGCGAGAAAAAUUCUUUGAGUAAAACUUUUCUCGUUGAAUGUGUGUGAAGCGGCGCUGCAAGCUGCAAUAAAGGCGGGAAUUUUGGCGCGAAACUCACACACCUCUGUGGCUUCUGAUUGGACGUAUCAUUUUUCUCACACGUGAAAAAACAUCGUUCGCGAUUCUGAUUGGACGUAUCAUUUUUUUUUCACGUGUGAAAACCAUCGUUCGCUCCUCUGAUUGGCUGGAACUAAUUUGCGUACGAAAAUUUACGACAUAGCUUUUUGGUGAGUAUUUCUCAGUAUGUAUAUAAUAAAAUUUUAUACGCCUAAGUUGCUUUGAAUGAUAGUUAUGGUAAUAAUAAUGAUUAUGAUAAAAAUAGGAAUAAAUAAAUCCCCUAAUACUUUUUUAUGCUGUUUCGCGUCUUAUUCAGCAACCCUUACUGAGGGUUGGAACAAUUUUGGAUCAACCUCCCUCCUUCUAUUGGUCUUUGUUCCUUAUAGUUUACAUGUUCCUUCGUGUAAACAUUCAAAUCGCGGGUGUGGUGUUGCAGAGGGUGUGAUUGUUUCAACUGUUUAUUAUUUAAUUAUUUCAAAUUUUACAAGCAAUAUCCACUGCCCGCAGUUAGUAAUUAGUCGAAGCGAGCAGCGGCUACGCGUAUUUUGUAUAAUUCUAACAUAAUACUAAAUAAUCUCUGCUGGACAAGAUUUAAAAGACACCGAACCUGAAUGCAUAAGUAAAACCAUAAGAAAACAUCGAUAAAUUUUAUUGUUUUUCGGUGGAUAAGACAUUAAAAAAUGAGACACUAACUUAAACUACUAAAAAUUGGACAGGUUUAUACAACUUUAUAGGGACUCAUUUUCAAAGUGAUGAAAAAUUUCUCGAAACAUCAUUCUGAUAUAACAAUGAUAUUCCUUUUAAAAAAGUAAUAAUUAUUCACCACAAUUAAACAAAUUCCAAUGAUUUUAAUCAUUCAUGUCCUAUUGAAGUUUUAUGACAAAUUUUUUGAAAUAAAAGUUAGCUUAAUUCAAACGCGUUCCGACAGUAAGAAAACAAGUCUAUUUUCUGCAACUCAACAUUGUUUUACCUUAAAUGUGCUUCUUUUCUCCUUCAACGUUCAGCCAUGCAUUGGGGCCUUUUUUGCUUGAAAUAUUCUACGAACUACUCAGUUUAACGCAGCGCCACAGCACUACACAAAAUCUCCCAAAUUACCCUAAAGAGUGGGCCCAGCGAGCGCCUGUUGUAAAUAAUAUAACAGGUAAAAUUGAGUGAAAAAAUUAAGAAAUAUUUUUACAAGUUAGAUCCUCUGUUUAUUACAAAUUACGACAAAGUUAUUACGAAUUACUACAACUUUGCUUAUUACAAAUUACGACGAAGUGUUGUUACAAAUUACGACAGCUUUUGUAUAAUUACGAAUUGCGACAACAUUAUUACAAAUUACGACAGGUAUUACAAGUUACGACAGAACAUUUAUUUCAUAUCUUACGAAAUCAUUAAAACUGUGAUCUUUGGAAUACAAACAAAGCAGCUUUUCGGGCCGGAAGAAGGCGUACGCGCCCAGUUACCCGGGACAUCUGCUUACAAGAGGUUAAACUUGAUGUAAACUAAUUAUUGACGUAUGGUAAGUUUUGAGUAAUUCACUAUUUUUUUUUCCAUAGCUAUCACCCACUGGAACCCGAGCAACCCUAAGAGCCACCUGCUCGGCGGCUUUCAUUACAACACCCAGAGUGGGGUCCUUACAGUUCCAUAUACUGGACGCUACUACGUCUACGCCCAGGUCUUCUUUGUCGCCAGGCCAUUUCUGUCAAAAAACCGCGUGCUCGUCAUGGCAGGCAACAGAGUUCUUCUCAUGAUCCACAAGGAUUUGCUAGGAGAUCCAAUUGAAGAGACCGGAACUGCUGGAGGGGUGUUUGUAUUGUCUGCAGGCGAGCAGAUCUCCCUGAAGCCUACAACAUAUGAUACCGCGCUGUGGUUCGGUCCAAAUCAUUGCUAUUUUGGAGCAUAUAUGGUCUCCCCUUAGGAGUAAUACUAGUAAAUCAGACUUAUUUCUUGGUCAUCAAAAUAAAAUGCUAAACUUAACG
Molecule: messenger RNA, 8043 nt
Organism: Porites lobata
Lineage: Eukaryota; Metazoa; Cnidaria; Anthozoa; Scleractinia; Poritidae
Source: the annotation of a GenBank genome assembly